GUUUAUCGGAAAACGGGUAGGGAAAAACUAAAGCGUUUUGUCAGUAGUAGCUAGUUUUGAGAUAGUCAAUAAAUGCCAUGAAAUGUAUAAAAUGUCUAAAAUAAAUUUUGCAGCUUUCGUAAGAGUGGCAUGUCGCCAGCUUUUUGAGCCGUUGAAUUCAUCCGGAACAACGACGGGAGGAAAUGUCCUGCGUACGCUAUACACAAGUUCUGUCCGGUUACAAGAUGUUGAAGCUCAACCACAAGAGCCCGUGUCCAGCACAACUCCUUCAAAAAGCUCCAAAGAGUUCAGUCUUUAUCCUCCCUUUCCUGGCCAGGACAGUGGUUUAAGAUGGGGAGGCAAAACAUUUGAAGAAUUACCAAUAGUUCAUAUCAAAGCCACCUAUAACAACACUCACAUCCAGGUGACAGACAAUGAGGGUCAGUCGAUGGCCAGAACCUCAUGUGGGACAGAGGGAUUCCGUAACAUAAAGAAGUCCACCCCCAUCGCUGCCCAGACCACCGGCAUCUCAGCUGCUGCGAAGGCACAGGUGAAGGGGGUGACGUUUGUGCGCGUCGUAGUCAAAGGACUCGGUCCAGGUCGCUUGUCUGCUAUUAAAGGGUUAACCAUGGGAGGACUGGAGAUUGUGUCCAUCACUGACAACACUCCGGUUCCACACAAUGGCUGUCGGCCUCGUAAAGCUCGAAGGAUCUAAACCCUAGUAAUCCAGUCCGUCUGUGCCGAAAGCAUCAACAGCUGAGCCUGCAGUCUAAGCAGAGGAGCUGAACACAUUGCUCAUUUCCUUUGCACAGUAUGACGUAUCACACUUCAUGUAACUAUUUGGGGUGUUUCGGUAGAUUUUUUGUGGCUUCUUUGUGUCUUUUUUUAUGUAUUAAACCAAUGGAAUUAAAGAGUUAACUUUU
Silurus meridionalis is the source of this 902-nucleotide messenger RNA. RefSeq names its product mitochondrial ribosomal protein S11 (gene mrps11). Gene Ontology annotation, biological process: translation; maturation of SSU-rRNA from tricistronic rRNA transcript (SSU-rRNA, 5.8S rRNA, LSU-rRNA); ribosomal small subunit assembly. The record is from RefSeq and is a predicted model, not a curated record. The transcript is spliced from 6 exons. Bases 83 to 694 code for a protein of 203 amino acids. NCBI's taxonomy places the organism in Eukaryota, Metazoa, Chordata, Actinopteri, Siluriformes, Siluridae. Gene Ontology annotation, molecular function: small ribosomal subunit rRNA binding; structural constituent of ribosome; mRNA 5'-UTR binding. Gene Ontology annotation, cellular component: mitochondrial small ribosomal subunit; ribosome.